This is a messenger RNA of Phlebotomus argentipes, 3659 nucleotides long. It is a transcript of the gene Rfx, whose product is annotated as DNA-binding protein RFX2. Lineage: Eukaryota; Metazoa; Arthropoda; Insecta; Diptera; Psychodidae. Gene Ontology annotation, biological process: regulation of transcription by RNA polymerase II. The record is from RefSeq and is a predicted model, not a curated record. Bases 198 to 2525 code for a protein of 775 amino acids. Gene Ontology annotation, molecular function: RNA polymerase II cis-regulatory region sequence-specific DNA binding; DNA-binding transcription factor activity, RNA polymerase II-specific. The transcript is spliced from 11 exons.
CCCCCACAUCAGAUAAUUUCUUCGGAUUUCACAUUCUCCAGAGAUGGGAAAUGCCGGAAAUGCAGUGAAGAUUCCUCAUUUUUAUGUCGAAUGUCGCAUUGAAUGAUAGCGCGGACAGUCUUGACGAUCUGAGGAGCGGAAUUCGUCCAAGUGGAAGGACAAAAAGAGGCUCUAGACGAGUGGAUUAAUUUGUAACUAUGGCUGCAAGAUUGGCAACUCAGAGGAAUUUUGUGGCAGUAACAUCGGUUUCUAGUCAGGGAGGCAAUGUGUCUCCUGCAUCUCAAACUGUGACAAUGACAUCUCCCUCCUCCUCAAAUGGUGACAAUGCUAUUGCGGUGACAACGGAGGCCACGAGUCCUGGCACUAAUGGCACAACCAUUCCCAUUGCCCUCCAUCAGGUUCUGCCUCAGAAGAUCAUCUUGCAAACAACCACAACACCUGGCGGCGUGUCGGUCAUUGAUGUCGUUCCGCUGGAGCACUCGGACUCGAGCAAUGAAUCGCCCAUCACUGUGGUCGCUGCUGAUGCUGUUGAGUCCACGAAUGGGACAGCUGUUGUCGCUCCCGGAGCACAGCAAGUGACUGCCCAGGUGGCAGUAGUUCAGACGCACAGUCCCAAUGAUUCUGGCCCUCAUUACAUCACCGUCACGGCUGAAGGCGCAGUGCGUUCUUAUGCUCCGCUCACAACAGUCGUUUCCUCGCAAGAUAAUGUGGCCUCACACGGUGCUUAUCAUGUGCAGUAUGUGGAUUCGGAAUUGUAUACAACGACGGGUCAGGGGCAAACGCAAAUGGCGUAUCCGGUGUACGCUGUCGGUGACUACGGAACGGCAGGACAGCAGUACUACACGACAGCGACGGGAAACUACACGGCAUCUGGAGCGGCGGCUACCAAUCACACUUCUUCUGACUACAUAGUUCCUGUUGAUGAUACCCUCCUGAGUACAACACAAACCAGAGCCUCGCCUCAGACGAUUGCUGCAGAGGUGGCUUAUAUUCAGGGACAAUCGAACUCACAAGCCUCCACUGUCAGUUCUGAAACUGAAAAUACACCUAGCUUAUCGCAUGCCACAAGAGUAUCACCCGCAACGGUGGCGUGGUUGGUGGAGAACUACGAAACGGCAGAGGGUGUGAGUCUACCGCGAUCGACUCUCUACAAUCACUACAUGAGACAUUGCAAUGAAAACAAGCUGGAUGCCGUGAAUGCUGCGAGUUUUGGUAAAUUAAUUAGAUCCGUUUUCACGGGUCUGCGAACACGUCGAUUGGGCACUCGUGGCAAUUCCAAGUAUCACUAUUAUGGCAUUCGCGUGAAACCCGGCUCGACACUCAUGAGUGCUCUGGAUGAGAAGCCGUUCAACAAUAAUUCUAGUCAGACCAAUUCAAUUGGUCAAUCCACGGGGACGCGCAAUGCGAAGAAGUUGGGCGCUAAGCCUGAAACAUACGAGGCAUGUUCGCAAUAUUUGGGUGACGGAAGUGCGGCCAUUCCUGUCUUUCCGGCCAUUGACACGACCUUCAGUUUUCCCGAGGAGGUGACAUAUGAAGAUGUGGACACACUGAGAUCUAUUUAUCGUGAGCAUUGUGAGGCUUUUCUCGAUGCUGUGCUGAAUUUGGAGUUCAGCACAGUUGAGUCGCUAUGGCGAGAGUUUUGGCGUGUGCAGGACAACAAUAAUGGUGAAGAGUGUGAGGAGGAGAAGUACCUCAGCAAAUCCAAAUUGUACAUUCUAUGCCAAUGCGAACCUGUGCAGAUAUUUAUCAAACAGGUGGAUUUUGCAUUCUACCAAAAUAUGGUUGAUGUUCUCAUUCCUGAUGUCUUGCGUCCAAUACCGAGUUCACUCACUCAAGCUAUUCGCAAUUUUGCAAAGAAUCUCGAGAGUUGGCUCUCAUCGGCCAUGAGUGAAUGUCCAGAUUCGAUACUCCAAAUUAAAUUGUCUGCCGUGUCGGCAUUCAGUCAGACACUGAGACGAUACACUUCGCUGAAUCACUUGGCUCAGGCGGCGAGGGCGGUGCUGCAGAAUAGCUCACAAAUUGCACAGAUGCUCAAUGAUCUCAAUCGUGUGGAUUUUCACAAUGUUCAAGAACAAGCUUCGUGGGUGUGUCAAUGCGAUACGGCGACGGUGCAGCGUCUGGAGAAUGACUUCAAAGCUGCUCUGCAGCAGCAAAACACCCUCGAACAGUGGGCAUCGUGGUUGCGUCUUGUGGUGGAUUCUGCCUUGGAGGAGUAUCGAGGGAAGCCAACAUUUGCCAAGGCAGCGAGACAGUUUUUGCUCAAAUGGAGCUUCUACAGCUCAAUGGUGAUACGAGACUUAACACUGCGAUCUGCUGCAAGUUUUGGAAGUUUCCAUCUAAUACGAUUACUCUAUGAUGAAUAUAUGUUCUUCAUUGUUGAGCACAAAGUAGCUCAAGCCACUCAAACUACUCCAAUUGCAGUGAUGAGCGAAGUUGAUCGGCAACCGGAAGAUGUUGUUGGGAUGGUAUUUCCAGCGACGUACGAGUGCAAAGUGGAGCCUGAAGCCAAGAGAAUGCGUAGUUAGUUUCCACCUAAAGCCAGACAAUGACAGAAGAGUGUAAUAAUCCAGAAUUAUUGAUAUGUAUAGUCAGAUAAGAUGAACAUCUUCAGCAAGUGUAGCACCGUAAUCAAACUACUCAAAAUGAUACAAUUGUGCCUGUGUGUAUCAAAAGGAAACAGAUGAUAGAGAGAGAGAGAGAGAGGGAGAGAGAGAGGUAAUACUAUUUAUUUACAAAGAGGAAUGAUAGACACUUUGAUUAGGGUAUUUGAAGAUGGAUUAUACCUUUGGAAUUAUUGCCCCAUUAAUGCAAAAAAAAACUAUUUAAAAGAUGACGAAGAUGAGAAUUCUUUGAGGCCUAAUGAAAGGUUAAUAUUUUGAGAGCCACCAGAAAUCGUGAACCAUCAUAAUUGUUGCAUAUAAGUGAAAAGGAUAUUCCUUUUCUAUUUGUGUACACAUUUUUAAUAAAAAUCAGUUUUGAAUGUUUUUUUCUGAAUAAGGCAAAUGGAACAAUGAACAGAUUACACCCAGAUAUUUUCAGUAAAAUGGAUAAAAACAGGUCUUAAAGGGUGGAAAAAAAAACAAGAAUGCUAUUUGAAGUGGUAUAUUUACUGUCUAUUUUGUGGCCUGAGAAUAACUUAGAAAUAUAUAUAUAUAUAUCAUAUAUAUUAUGUAUUCAACACUACUAAUUAUAGAAAUUAUGUGCAAAUAUUUAAUGAUAGUGAAUGUGAGAAGAAUAGAAAUUCGAAUGGAGUGGAUAAAAAGAUAACUUAUUGAGACAUUUUUAGUCGUAAAUAGUUCUCAUAAUUAUUAGUGGUCUUUGAAGUGAGAGACGUGGAAAUUAAUACCAAAAUUAAUCUCUAUCUAAUCGUAGGUAAUUUAUAAAUACAUAUAGCACAGUAGUGAUGAUUAAGGACGAGAAGAAAACUGUACAUUUAUGCGUUGCUCAACACAUCCAUCCAUUGUAUUGAAGAUUUGCAGAAGAAGGAAAAAGGAGAAAAAUGACAGGUCAUUGAAUCGAAUGAAUAAUAAUUUUACCUAAUGAGACGCUCUUCUACUAUUGGCGUUGAAUUGGUAUAUUUUGUGGAAUUGUAAGGUAUAUUUGCAGAGGAUUUUAACUAUUAGGGUUAGGACAGCAUAUAGGAUUAUUUGAAAGAAAGA